This is a messenger RNA of Hibiscus syriacus, 1260 nucleotides long. Its product is annotated as GDSL esterase/lipase At5g14450-like. The record is from RefSeq and is a predicted model, not a curated record. Lineage: Eukaryota; Viridiplantae; Streptophyta; Magnoliopsida; Malvales; Malvaceae. Bases 40 to 1188 code for a protein of 382 amino acids. Gene Ontology annotation, molecular function: hydrolase activity, acting on ester bonds. The transcript is spliced from 5 exons.
AAGGUAAGUUGAUUUUUUUCAGAAUUUGUUAGUGCAGCAAUGGAGUUAGCUAGAGUUAUCUUUUCUGGGAUAUUGAUUUCAUUGCUUAUCAAUAUGGUGGUAGCUGCGUACUCAUCACCCUGCAAAUUCAAAGCCAUUUACAACUUCGGCGAUUCAAAUUCUGACACCGGAGCUAUAUCGGCCGCCAUUUUCCCCCGCCAAUGGCCCAACGGUGAAACUUUCUUCGGAAAACCAGCAGGAAGAGUCUGUGAUGGCCGACUUAUGAUUGAUUUCAUUGCUGCACGCCUUGGAUUACCGUUCUUGAGUUCAUACUUGGAUUCCAUUGGAUCAAACUUCCGGCACGGCGCGAAUUUUGCUUCGGGUGGAUCAACCAUUGUUCCUCAGAACAAAACCAUAGCCGAGAGUGGAUUAAGUCCAUUUGCACUUAAUGUUCAGAUUUUCCAGUUCGAUCAAUUCAAGGCACGAACUGCGGAUCUUUAUCGAGAAAACAAAAAGUAUUCAUGCCGGAACCAGUUUCUUCCAAGAUCUAAGGAGUUCGCGGAUGCACUCUAUGUGUUUGAUAUUGGGCAAAACGACAUUGCUUAUGGUCUGCGGACGGUUGGUGAUGCGCAAGUUCUUGCGUCAAUUCCCGAUAUGAUUACCCAACUGGCUUUAGCUGUCCAGCAUCUGUAUACACAAGGAGCAAGAGCAUUUUGGAUACACAAUACAGGUCCAAUUGGUUGCUUGCCAUCAACUUUACUUGGCAUCAGCAAUCCUCCCCCUGGGUUUCUCGAUAACAAUGGAUGUGUCAAGACCCAAAACGACAUCGCCAAAGAGUUCAACAGGCAGCUCAAAAAUAGAGUGGUGAAGCUCAGGGCAGAUCUCCCACAGGCUGCAAUCACAUAUGUAGAUAUCUAUGCUGCAAAGUAUGGACUCAUCAGCAACUCAAAACAACAAGGAUUUGUUGAUGCAAAGAAGAUUUGCUGUGGAUAUCAUAAGAAUGGUAUCGACGUGGGAUGUGGAGGAAUUUUGGCAUUACCAAAUGGGACUCAAAUAUCUGGAACUUCAUGUAAAGACCCUUCUUCAUAUAUCAGCUGGGAUGGUGUCCACUUCACCGAGGCUGCCAAUCAUUGGAUUGCAAAUCUCUUAUUCAAUGGUUCAAUUUCAGACCCCCCUAUUCCUAUCACACAUGCAUGUUACCAUACUUGAUGAGCCAUAGUCUGCUUAUCGUAUACGUUACUCGAAUUCAGAUGAAAAUAUCAUAAUAUAUAUGUAUCAAAU